GUGUGUGAGCGCGUGUGUGUGCUGAAUCAUUUGUUUCAUACUGAACUAGCAAUUUGAUUGCAGGUUGAGUUAUACACUGAUUCUGAAACCUUUAAACUGAUGGGUAAAGAACAUGCACUUGUUAUAUGUAAUCAUAAAAGUGAUAUCGAUUGGCUUGUUGGAUGGGUUCUGGCUCAGCGUUCAGGUUGCCUCGGUAGUUCAUUCGCUGUUAUGAAGAAAUCGAUGAAGGUCCUUCCUGUGAUAGGAUGGGCCAUGUGGUUUUCCGAGCAUCUCUUUCUUGAAAGAAGCUGGGCAACUGAUGAAAGCACCUUAAAGUCAGGACUUCAACGGCUGAAGGAUUUCCCUCAACCAUUUUGGCUAGCUCUUUUUGUUGAGGGCACUCGCUUCACACAUGCAAAACUUUUAGCUGCUCAAGAAUACGCAUCCUCAGUCGGGCUACCUGUUCCUAGGAACGUUUUGAUUCCUCGUACUAAGGGUUUCGUUGCUGCAGUAAGUCAUAUGCGCUCGUUUGUUCCGGUCAUCUAUGAUAUAACUGUUGCUAUUCCCAAAACUUCUCCUCAACCGACCAUGCUAAGACUCUUUAAGGGGCAAUCUUCUGUGGUGCAUGUCCACCUUAAGCGACACUUAAUGAAAGAUCUGCCGGAUACUGAUAGUGCUGUCGCUCAGUGGUGCAAGGAUGCGUUUGUUGCCAAGGAUAAGUUAUUGGACAAGCAUAUAGCGGAUAAUUCCUUUGACGAGCAACUGCAAGACACUGGUCGACCCGUAAAGUCCCUUGUGGUUGUCUGUUCGUUGGCGAUUUUGCUUAUCUUGGGGGCAUUGAAAGUCAUCCAGCGCUUCUCGCUUCUCUCUACGUGGACAGGUGUCACAAUCUCAGCCGUUGCUUUGGGAGUCAUCACCGUUCUUAUGCAGAUCUUGAUUCAGUUCUCACAGUCGGAGCGGUCAACUCCUCCCAAGGUGGGGCCUACUACGCCUAGGAAUGGAGUAGAGUCCUAGGUUACUACUAGAUAAGAUAAAACCGAAAAGAAAAAAAUCUGAAGUUUUCGUUAUGGAGUUUUUAGCAGUUGAUGCUUGCUUUUUGAAAAUCAAUCAUCAUAUUUCGAGUUA
Molecule: messenger RNA, 1104 nt
Organism: Erythranthe guttata (spotted monkey flower)
Lineage: Eukaryota; Viridiplantae; Streptophyta; Magnoliopsida; Lamiales; Phrymaceae
Source: RefSeq, a predicted model, not a curated record